AUGAAACUCUAUUUCGAAGCAGAGAAAUUCGUCAAGGAAGGUGACAGAGGCUUGAAGAACCGUAUCUUCAAUGCCAAGCUUACAAACUCUCCGAAACACGUUUAUGCGUUGGUCAUUUGCACGUUGAAGUAUAAAGAGUACAUCAACGAGAUCAUUCGCAAAUCGAAGCUCAAAGAUGUUCCACAAAUCAAAAAAUUAAAGGUCAAGGACUCCCUCUUGAUGUUAUUGGUCCAUGACUUCCUCUUCUCUGCCAAAGGAAGAAUCCAGCUGGGAAAGCACCCUAUCAAGGAUGCAUUUCUUCUCAAUAAGACACGAAUGCAAGCUGAGCUCACUAAAUUGAAACUCAAACAUAAGGUGAAGUCUGUGGACCAGCUCCCACUAAAGGAUGGUUUAGACGAUGAUGAGACCCCUAUCAGAUGGAUAAGAGUCAACACCAUCAAAACAGAUGCGGAAUCACUAUUUAAGAAACAUGCAUUCUUUUCCAAUUUGGAGAAGGUGGACUCCAUCGAGGAAAUCACCAAGCCUGGCGUCAUUUACCAGGACAGCCAUAUUAAAAACCUAUACGGAAUUCAUCCUAGGGAGAAGCUCACUUCGACAGAUGCGUAUUUGCAUGGAGAAGUGAUCAUUCAGGAUCGUGCUUCGUGUUUCCCAGCAGAGAUCCUCAACUAUGAUGAGAACGAUAUCCAUAGCGAGGUCAUUGACGCCUGCGCUGCUCCAGGAAAUAAAACUACUCAUGCUGCUUCUUAUGUGAAUAAUCAUGAAAACGGUGUAGUGUAUGCAUUUGAGCGUGAUAACCAGAGAGUGAAAGUGUUGAAAACCAUGUGCGAGAAGGCCACUGGUAAGAGCAAGAAGAAUCUUAUACACCCUACGCAUUCAGACUUCACAAAAAUCAGCCCCAAGGACUUUCCAACUAUCACGGGUCUAAUUGUGGACCCUUCAUGUAGCGGUUCAGGUAUCUUUGGCAGAGCCAUUGAAGAUGCCAAUGCUGAAGAACAGACUAAGGAAGAAAUCGACACUGAGAGACUCAACAAGUUGGCAGGAUUCCAGUUUAAGAUCAUGAAGCAUGCACUCUCAUUUCCUAGUGCCCGCAAGGUUGUAUACUCCACUUGUUCCAUACAUCCCCACGAGAACGAAAGAGUUGUGGUGGAUUUGUUGAGCGAUCCAGAUAUCAAAAAGCAGGGCUGGACGUUGGCAAAGAGAGAGGUUGUCAUUCCAUCUUGGGAAAGGAGAGGCUGGGAGCAAGAGUUCACGUCGAUCUGCGACGGCGAUAAAGACAAAUGCAUAGAAAUGGCCGGAGGUUGCGUUCGGUCCGUGCCAAAGGAAGAUGGAGGCAUUGGGUUCUUCGCAGCAUGUUUCAUUAGACAGACAUAG
Sungouiella intermedia is the source of this 1371-nucleotide messenger RNA. The record is from the annotation of a GenBank genome assembly. NCBI's taxonomy places the organism in Eukaryota, Fungi, Ascomycota, Pichiomycetes, Serinales, Metschnikowiaceae.